Molecule: messenger RNA, 612 nt
Organism: Perkinsus marinus ATCC 50983
Lineage: Eukaryota; Perkinsozoa; Perkinsida; Perkinsidae
Exons: 4
Coding region: 1-612 (203 amino acids)
Source: RefSeq, a predicted model, not a curated record
AUGAAGAAGCAUGCCGUCACUAACGUGGCUGCAAUGCUGGGGCGGCGAGGGUACAUGGUCACUAACAGGAGUACACUUCUUAGAAAGCCUCUCAUCUCGAGGGCAGUACUGAUAUUCAAUCGCAAUCUAUCUGGACUUGUGGCGAAGGCGAGGACGUUGGUAAAAGCAGCGGAGAAGGAUGGCGAUACGGUGGUUUCAGAGUGGCAGCAAAUACAUGCGGAAUUUCCCAAGUACUACCUUUUAGCGCCUAUUCCUCAGCUUGGGGCCUUCUUGGCGUUACUUCAUUCCGGGUAUAGUGGCAGUGAUAACGACACGUUACGGAAGGUUGUUGGGAAUACCGAGACUGUAUAUAAACUUCUAAGUCGUUUGGUAGUCGUUGAGGAGGGCGGCUCGAGCGUUGCCCCGAUCGACGAACUCGGUACGUUGUUGACUGAGUCCUGUGGUAAAGUGACGGACUUGAUAGAAGUCUUGGCGGCUCACAGCGCGGUGGUCACUUCUUCCUCAGCAGUUGAAACCACAGCUGACGUCCAAGAUGGUAUAGCCUCGGUUUCGAUGACUGUGAUGGUGUGUGUUGGCUUUAGGGUAUCAUACUCGUCUUGCAGGGUAUACUAG